GUGAUAAACCUCCAGAAUCCUGGGUGCCUCAAACGAGGAACUAUUAUUCAUGAAAUUCUCCAUGCCCUCGGGUUCUAUCAUCAACAGAGCAGCUUCGACAGGGAUGACUACGUGCAAAUCGUCUGGGAUAAUAUCUCCAAAGGAAAGGAGCACAACUUCGAUAAAUACAACAACAAAUUGGUGACUGAUUUCGGUGUGGGUUACGAUUACGGAAGUGUAAUGCAUUACAGUGGGAAAGCAUUCACAUCGAAUGGAAAUCCCACGAUUGUUCCACUCAAAGAGGGAGUGACCAUUGGACAGCGCAAGGGGUUCAGCAAAAAAGACAUUACAAAAUUACAAGCGAUGUACAAAGACGAAUGCAAAUCAAGAGACAACAGUGAAAAGAGCAGUGAGUUCGUCGAAGAUGCCCUCACCUGGAUCUUUCCAUGAAUCUUCUGACAUAUUAAUCGUAACAGACUGACUGAUUCAGAUAACACCUGUAUUAUAGUAUUCUAAAAAUUAAUUUACACCCACUAAUAAUUAUCUAAAAAUAUAAUUUAGUAUACCGCAAUUAAACCGAUUAUCAAUCCA
Messenger RNA from Fopius arisanus, 570 nucleotides. Its product is annotated as zinc metalloproteinase nas-13. NCBI's taxonomy places the organism in Eukaryota, Metazoa, Arthropoda, Insecta, Hymenoptera, Braconidae. Gene Ontology annotation, molecular function: zinc ion binding; metalloendopeptidase activity. The record is from RefSeq and is a predicted model, not a curated record. Gene Ontology annotation, biological process: proteolysis.